Malaclemys terrapin pileata is the source of this 9722-nucleotide messenger RNA. RefSeq names its product unc-5 netrin receptor C (gene UNC5C). The transcript is spliced from 17 exons. Gene Ontology annotation, molecular function: protein binding; netrin receptor activity. The record is from RefSeq and is a predicted model, not a curated record. Lineage: Eukaryota; Metazoa; Chordata; Testudines; Emydidae. The coding region runs from base 570 to 3422 and encodes 950 amino acids. Gene Ontology annotation, cellular component: membrane. Gene Ontology annotation, biological process: netrin-activated signaling pathway.
AACGCGCUCUGUCCCUGGCUCCCCCAUGCACGGGGCUAGGUGUGCGCGCAGCUCUCCCGGCGCUAGUUUGCGCGCGCUCUCUGUCGCAUAUGCAAAUCCACGCGCCCCCAGCCGGAGUUAGGAUGCUGCUGCCGCUUCUUCCUCCUCUGCAAGACCCAGCUCCCGCAGACUUGUUCUCAAGACUAUGAAAUGACCAGUCCUCUUCACCUAGCAGCAGCAGCCUGGGCACCUGACCUCCUCCGCGCAACCUUGAGCAGACCGGGGGGGAGAAAAGGGCUCCGCUCCUCACCUCUCCUCCUGUGCCUGGGUGCGGUGGCAAAGCCAGGGGGGCUGUGAAAGCAGCGCAGACUCGGGGCACGUUGGUGGCAGCCUUUGGGCUCCCCAGACUGGACGAGUGGCAGGAGAAGCAGCCACUUGAAGAAGGAAGGGGCUCUCGAAAAGCUGCUCCCCUCGCCUUCCCUUCCUCCCCCCCUUGCCCGAAGAAAGUGGCGUGCGGGGCUUGCUUCUUCCCGAGGACUGCUGCUGGUGGUGGUGUUUUUUUUUUCCUUUGCUUGCUUCUCUGACCAGCCAUGGGGAAAGGUCUGGAAAGCACGGCUGCCCGAUGCGGACUGGGACUGGGAUACUUACUGCAAACGUUCGUGUUGCCUGCCCUGGCUAUCCUGAGUGCCAGCAGCACGGGCUCCGCAGCGCAAGAUGAUGAUUUUUUUCAUGAACUCCCAGAAACCUUUCCAUCUGAUCCUCCAGAGCCUCUGCCUCAUUUCCUCAUUGAGCCUGAAGAAGCUUACAUCGUAAAGAACAAACCUGUGAACUUGUACUGCAAAGCCAGCCCUGCCACCCAGAUCUAUUUCAAGUGCAACAGUGAAUGGGUUCAUCAGAAGGACCAUGUGGUGGAUGAGCGAGUAGAUGAAACUUCUGGUUUGAUUGUUCGGGAAGUGAGCAUUGAGAUUUCCCGUCAGCAGGUGGAAGAACUCUUUGGACCUGAAGAUUACUGGUGCCAGUGUGUCGCUUGGAGCUCUGCCGGCACUACUAAGAGUCGAAAGGCCUAUGUUCGCAUUGCAUAUCUCCGAAAGACUUUUGAACAGGAGCCCUUGGGGAAAGAAGUGUCUUUGGAACAGGAAGUCCUGCUCCAGUGCCGUCCACCCGAAGGCAUCCCAGUAGCUGAGGUGGAGUGGUUGAAAAAUGAAGAGGUGAUUGAUCCUGUCGAAGAUCGGAAUUUUUACAUCACCAUUGAUCACAACCUGAUCAUCAAGCAGGCACGUCUUUCUGACACAGCCAAUUACACAUGUGUCGCCAAAAACAUCGUUGCCAAGAGGAAAAGCACUACUGCCACUGUAAUUGUCUAUGUCAAUGGCGGCUGGUCUACCUGGACUGAGUGGUCAGUGUGUAAUGGUCGCUGUGGAAGAGGCUAUCAGAAGCGCACAAGGACCUGCACCAACCCUGCCCCACUCAAUGGUGGUGCCUUUUGUGAGGGCCAAAGUGUCCAAAAAAUAACUUGCACCACCCUGUGUCCAGUGGAUGGUAGAUGGACAGCAUGGAGUAAGUGGUCUACCUGUGGAACAGAGUGUACCCAUUGGCGCAGGAGGGAAUGCACAGCGCCAGCACCGAAGAAUGGCGGGAAAGAUUGUGAGGGUCUCGUUCUGCAGUCCAAGAACUGCACAGAUGGGCUGUGUAUGCAGAGUUUCAUUUAUCCUAUUUCAACUGAACAGAGAACCCAGAAUGAAUAUGGAUUUUCUUCUGCUCCUGACUCAGAUGACGUAGCUCUCUACGUUGGCAUUGUGAUAGCUGUAAUCGUGUGCCUAGCUAUUUCAGUGAUUGUGGCACUGUUCGUGUAUCGGAAGAACCACCGUGACUUUGAGUCAGAUAUUAUAGACUCCUCGGCACUGAAUGGCGGAUUCCAACCUGUUAACAUCAAGGCUGCAAGACAAGAUCUCCUGGCAGUGCCACCAGACCUCACAUCUGCUGCAGCCAUGUACAGAGGUCCUGUCUACGCCUUGCAUGAUGUCUCUGAUAAAAUCCCAAUGACCAACUCUCCAAUCCUUGAUCCACUGCCCAACCUGAAGAUCAAGGUCUAUAGUACCUCGGGUGCAGUCACCCCACAGGACGACCUGUCCGACUUCUCAUCCAAGUUAUCCCCACAGAUAACUCAGUCUCUGCUGGAAAACGAGACCAUGAACAUGAAAAACCAGAGUCUUGCUCGACAAACAGACCCAUCAUGCACUGCUUUUGGCACCUUCAACUCCCUUGGAGGUCACCUAAUCAUUCCCAAUUCAGGCGUAAGUUUGCUGAUCCCUGCAGGGGCUGUUCCCCAGGGAAGAGUAUAUGAAAUGUAUUUGACAGUUCACAGGAAGGAGAACAUGAGGCCACCAGUGGAAGACAGUCAAACCCUUUUGACCCCCGUGGUGAGCUGUGGGCCUCCAGGAGCAUUGCUGACACGGCCUGUCAUUCUAACUAUGCACCAUUGCGCAGAGCCAAACACAGAGGACUGGAAGAUCCAGCUGAAGAACCAAGCAGCCCAGGGACAGUGGGAGGACGUGGUGAUGGUUGGAGAGGAGAACUUCACCACUCCAUGCUACAUCCAGCUAGACCCAGAAUCCUGCCAUAUCCUGACAGAAACACUUAGCACCUAUGCCCUGGUGGGACAGUCAACCACCAAAGCUGCAGCAAAACGUCUCAAGCUGGCCAUCUUCGGGCCGCUCUCCUGCUCAUCGCUGGAAUACAGCAUCCGAGUCUACUGCUUGGAUGACACUCAGGAUGCCCUUAAGGAAGUUCUACAGCUGGAGAGGCAGAUGGGAGGACAGUUACUGGAAGAACCAAAGGCUCUGCAUUUUAAGGGAAGCACCCAUAACCUCCGUCUGUCCAUUCAUGAUAUUGCCCAUUCUCUCUGGAAGAGCAAAUUGCUGGCUAAAUACCAGGAAAUUCCCUUUUACCACAUCUGGAGCGGGUGUCAGAGAAAUCUACAUUGUACCUUCACCCUGGAAAGGUUCAGCCUGAGCACGCUGGAGCUGGUUUGUAAACUCUGCGUACGGCAGGUCGAAGGAGAAGGACAGAUCUUCCAACUCAACUGUACGGUGUCAGAGGAACCUACUGGCAUUGAUUACCCUCUCAUGGAUUCAGCAAGUACCAUCACCACCGUAGUGGGACCGAGCGCUUUCAGUAUUCCCCUGCCCAUCAGACAGAAGCUCUGCAGCAGCCUUGAUGCCCCACAGACCAGGGGCCAUGACUGGAGGAUGUUGGCCCACAAACUGAAAUUGGACAGGUACCUAAAUUAUUUUGCUACAAAAUCGAGUCCUACUGGCGUGAUCCUAGAUCUUUGGGAAGCCCAGAAUUUUCCUGACGGCAACCUCAGCAUGUUGGCGGCAGUCCUCGAAGAAAUGGGAAGACACGAGACAGUUGUUUCUUUGGCGGCAGAAGGAAAAUAUUGAUGCAACCUUGGAAUGAAAAAGAAGGAAUGGAACUAGGGGAGUGGUAUUGCCCUGUGAGCUAUGAAUAAGAAACAAAAUGAAUACCCAGACCAAUGAGUUUCACAAAAGACAUUUCAGAGAAGAAAACAUCAGCCCUGACUUUCACAUAUGUUCUCCUUGUACAUUAUGACAGGAUCUAAAAGAAAUCAUGCAAAGUUGUACCUUGAAAAUAUAAAUCAACCUAACGUUCCCCUCAGCUUGGCUGUACACUGCUUGGUACAGGAUUUUACAGUUUCCUAGGAAACGCUUUUUAUUGCUAUCCAGAUGUAUGGAUAAACUUUCUUAACAAUCCCAGUUUCUAUGGACGUUGUUUACAUCAAAUACCGGACAGGGGUAAGGAGACUGUCCAGGGCUUUUUAUAUUUUUGUUUCAAGCCAUUCUAGACAAAGCUGUGGACAGUUGGUUGUGGCUAUUUCAGAUGAUCAAUUUCCAGUGAAAUUCAGACUUUGGCUACAAAUCCGUGCAUCAAGUGUCUCAAAAUAAUCCUCCCAUCAUUGUUCUGUUUCUUAGAUCUGGUUGUAAGACCAGUGUUUUGAAACGUAUGCAUCUGGAAAGCAGAUAAUCUGGGUGCUAAGCAGGAAUGCAUGUCUCUCUCCCUGCCUCCCCCAAGGGAAUUCCAUGGGUUCGUUGUGAAAAAUAGCUGUAGGAUUGUAGGGAAGAUAGGGAUUCAUUUUCAACUCACAAUAUAAUCCACUCCCUUCUUAAAGAAAGUAUGUGCGCGUGAGGGAGAUGCAAUUUGGAGUGUGGGUUGGGUGGCGGGAAAUAACCCUGAAAACAGAUUUUGCUAUAAUGAUUAUUUACUGAUAAGUAUCUAGUGCAAGGAUUAUUAUUAUUUUAUUUUAAUUUCUAAUUUUGUCAGCAAUAGCAUGUAUCAUUCAAGUGUCAGCAGAACCUGUUCUCUCCCUUCUGGAGCUGCAUGGGUUCUUCUAACACACUUCCCUUCAAAUGCCACUCUCCCUCCCCUUCUCCAGCCAUUGUGCUCACCCUCCAAGGCCUCGGGUUGCCAGCAGGGCAUGCUCACAUGGUUAGCAUACACUGGAUCAGCUCCUCCAUUGGUGUAAAUUGAAGUCAAUGAUUUAAACCAGCAGAGGAUCUAGUUCAAUGAGUUCCAACUACCACACCAUGUGAGCUACUGCAACACCCCCUAUUUACUAAUGAUCUGAGGAGCAAACAUCCAAUUGUUAUGCUGGAAACCGUGCUGUGAAUAAACCCUCCCAAACCAACCACCCAUAGUCCUUAAUUUUCAGAAGCACGUGUAGCAACAGUAUGCAGGUACUUCUCAUGAAUGCCUGAUGUGGAUAUUCAUGUGUGACAUCAGGCAAUGUGUGUGCAAAAAUAUGCAUGUGUACUCUGGAAAAUAAAGACCUUAGGCUCUGUUGUUUUUUUUUUUAAACAGGUCUUGAACAGCCACCACUGCCAUUUACUUUCCUUGGGAUUGUGGGUGCUCAGCCCCACUGAAAAUCAGUCCCUUCCAUUUUAAUCAAAGGUGUAUGAUAGUGGAGGACAGUUAUGGAACAGGGAGGCCGCUCCAUUUUAUUCUACGGGCAAAUUCUGGUGUGUGUGAUCCGUAUGGUGGAUCUUUACUGCUGCUCUGCCUCCAUGCAGGGAAGUGCCACUGGAGACCAUGAGAGUUCCACACAACAGGGCAGUGUAGAAUAACAGUGUUAAAUUCUGCUCUACAGCAGAGCUUUCGCCUCGCUAUUUCCACACCCUAUAAAUGUUCUUUGAAGUUGUCUCAGCAGUUACGGCUAGAACUCAUUUCCGCUGUGGUAGAAGGUGCUCAUUUGUUUUCAUCCCAUGUCCCUCUUGGCCAUUUUGAUGUGUGCAAACAGUUGAUGUGGGGAGUUAGGCAAGUAAAGCUAACUCUUGUUUUUCCGGUUGCCAUUUCUUUGCAGACUUGUUUUGCUUUGUGCUUAGUGGGAAGAGUGACUCUUUUGUAUGAUGUAGGCCAUAUCAUUUCAAUAUUUCUUCCUAACCUUUCCUUUCACUUCCAAUGCUAGGAAAGCAUUCUCACCCAUGCCAUCGAGCCAGCCCGUGAUUAUUUUAUUUAUUUAUUUUAUACUCUCACUUUGUAUUCUUCUAGGGGAUUUUUUUUUUCUCCUCAGGUUUUAAAGUCUGCAUUUUUAAAUGUAACUGUGGAAAUGUCAUUCGUCGAAAUGGAAGGCGAAUUUCGUCUGACCUUUUCCCCAUUUUGACAUUUCUGUAGGCUUUUUAGCUUCAGCUCAGCGUCACCAACAGUGUAUUUAUUAAACACGGGACAAUGUUCAUAAAACCAUUCCCUGGGUGGAGAGCAGUUUGCCAGCAACUCACAAGUGGUGAAACCCAGAUAUAGACUCAUAGGGUUGGUGUGCACAGGUUCGUACCUGCAGAAUCUGCCUGCGUUUUAGUGUGAAGUGAAGGACUCUCUCUGAUGCUCUUCAACCUGAUUGUCCUUUUCAUAUGCAGCCUUGUAAUCCUGUUGUUUUCGGGCCUAAUCUAAACCCCAUGGAAAUCAAUGGACGUCUUUCCAUAGACUUGAGCGGGUUUUGGUUCAGUCUCACCAUUUCCUCUAGUCUUCCCCACUACUCCCCUCUUGUCUCCAAUAUGCCUUCCCAACCUAAGCUCAUCUAUGGCCUUCUGACUCCUUCAUUUCUCCCUCUUUAGGGAAGCAGAGUCCCUGCCUUUCAGCAACAUUAACCAUUUUCCCACACUUUGUUCCUCCCCAAUGGUGUAAGAGGGGGGCUGAAAGAUGUGUCCCAAUUUUCCUCCCUUUCAGCUCCAAGCAGGUACGUCUUUCAUACUCCUCCUGCUGGGCUGCUCUUUCAGGACAGGCUGAUGCUGUUUUCUGUCUCUCAGAUCCUGCCUUCCACUCCUAGGAACAGCUUUUGUCGUAUAAAGCUCUAAGAUCCUUUGAACUCGCUACAGUAUGUUUUCACUCGGUAAGAAAACCUGCAGCCUUCUCACCCUAACCAUGCAAGGAAGUUUGAUAGUCACAGGCUAAACUGCCUUAAGCAUAAGCUUCGUGUUGGAGCGCUCUUUGCAAAAAAAAUCUGCAGCUGGGUGAUUUUGGGUAAGCAAUUCUGACAGCAGGACAACAUCAUUCUCAAUGUACAGUACUUCCCUCAUUUUGCCACUAAGGGAUUGGUCAGUAGAAAAAGCUUAGCCCAUAUUCGGACAGGGGUGGAGAGUGAGUGCCUAUCCAAACUAAUAUUGCCACUUGUUGAGAAAGGGGAGGUGCUCUUGACUCAGAACUAGGGUGACCAGACAGCAAGUGUGAAAAAUCGGGACAGGGGGUGGGGGGUAAUAGGAGCCUAUAUUAAAAAAAAGACCCAAAAAUCGGGACUGUCCCUAUAAAAUUGGGACAUCUGGUCACCCUACUCAGAACUGCAGUUGAUCCUAUUCUUAUUCCAGCCCAUCUGCUUGGGUGUCCAGUAACCUGAAAAGAUCUCAAGUAAUCCAGUGUAGGGACAAAGGUGCUCUCUACUUCCCUUCCCUUGCAGUAGGUUCACAGGGGUGGCAGGGUCUAAUGACACUGUGUAAGCUUUUGGUCUAGCCUAAAUGUUUCUGUUGAAUGGUCCAACGUAAAUUAACGCUCAAGAUUAGUGAUAGGUAACUGGUUGGACUUUGCAAUUGCACCUCCUUGGAUAACUGAUUCGGGAAUCUGGUGCCCCUCUGAGUUCCAUCCAAACCUUUAGCUCUCUCUCACUUUAGCUUCCACAUCAAUUCAAGUUUCCUUUGUUUUGGGGGUUUUUCUUCCCACCCCAAAAAAGGCCUAAGUGGUUCGUGGAUGGCAGAUACUUUUGCAGCUCAAAACCCAUCUUUCUAAAUUUCACUUGGGAGUGCUCCACAUUCAAUAUGCAUCCAUUCCAUUGAGGAAAUGGAGGGGGGAGGGGCGGUGUUUUGGGGAGAGGGAUUAAUUUUCAAAAUCCCUUGGAUAGGAGAAAAUAGAAGCAGUCCUUACCUCUGUAUGUUUGUACACACUGCCAUCUAGUGCUAUGGACCAUACUCUUUAUGGAAUACUGACACCAGCUUAAAACUACAAAAGAUUACCUUACAUAUUACCGGAGGGAAAUAAAUGUUGUGAGCCGGCUGUUUAGAAUGGCAAUUCAGUUGUGCAGACAGCACCAACUCUUAAGAACCGUCAUAACAUUUACAAUGGGGGAAUCAGCUUGUUUAAAAGAUGACUGCACGCUUCUUAUCCUCAACAUAUUUACUUUUUUUUUUUUUUAAAAAGCUUAAUAUUUUCAUUGCCCACCCCGUGAUUUUGAAUUCUUGCAAUUUUGCUGCUCAUUAUGCCACCUCCUCAUUACAUGUUGGUUGCUAAUGAUAUAAAUAAAAUAUAUAUGUUAUAUAUAAAUAUAUAAAAAAUAUCUACAGACUUUGAAGAAAAUCUUUAGUUUCUGAUUUAAAAUCACUAUUGGAUGGAGUUGUUUUAGCCUCAUUGCUUUGGGUUCUUUUGUGUUGUUUUCCUUGUAAAGGCAGCUGUCAGUGUACUUGAUAAGUCCUGAGUAAGUUUUACAUGCACACCAGCUGUAUCAUAUUGAACAGCGUGAGACCCGCUGAUUAUUAUUUUUAUGAAUCAUGUACAUUCUGAAGUGAUUGAGGUCUCUUCAGACAGGAUUUGAUUUUGUAGGAGAUGGUUAGUGACCAAGACUCCUUUUUGACAUCCACAGAAAUGUAAACAUUCACAGGACAUUUAGCUGUUUGGGAGGCACAUAGAGCAAAGAUAUUUCUGUCAACCUGAGUAUCUUGACAUUUCUGUUGCUCACCUAUAGAUGUAUUUACACAGAGUAAACGAAUUAUCAUUGAUAAGGUCCUAAUGGGAUGCUUGGCUUGCUACCCAAAAUAGGCUUGGGGUUUUUUUAACCUCUUAGACUUUGUUGUGUGUUUUAGUCGAGUAGUGACUACAGCACUUAGAUUAAUUUUAUACACGAUAAUACGGUUGAGUCUGUUUGAUCCUAAGUUCAGGGCACUUUGUAAACUACCUUACUGAGCAUUUGAAAAUCUUUUCAGGUAUUUUUCUAAUCUGGUGGCUGGCCCUGAAGUGACUAGUCACCCUCAGAGGACAGUCAGAAAAUAAGGAUGCAAGUGGUUUAGGAAUGAAAACAGCGCCUUUACACCUUCCCCUGUGAGGGACUCCAACCAGGUAUUCACUUCAGGGUCACCCUUAUUGCUAUUUCGAAUCUCUAUUUUGAGCAUUUAGUUUGCAAAGUUUUGUAAGGCACAUUGCAACUUUUUAAACACAUUUCAGUAUCAUGUUCCCCUCAAGGUGGGGCUUUCACAUGAAUGCAAAGUUGAGGGCGCGGUGGGGGGGGGAAAUGAUAUUUACAGUAAGCGCUGGAGGCCCUUGGCUAUGAUGUCAGAUAAGUGUGGUUGAAUAAGCGAUUCCUACUUCCUCACAGCCUAGCUGCUGCUUUGGAAAUGACUCUAGAGUGAAGUUACAAUCCCUUGGCUGCACACUCCAUUUCAUUCCAAUGAGAAAAAAAAUGGUGAUGUCCCAAAUUCAGCAUUUAGCAUCACUGCAAGCUCAGGUAAGCAGAGCUGUGGCAGGAGGGAGGUAAUGGUUUCAGUACUAAGAGGGUUGGUAACUGGCAAGACAAUGCAUGGAGAUGGACCCUCACUAAACCCCCACAACUGAAAACACUGUCUGGGGGCAUGAGCUCAUCUCUGGAUACAAACUCAUUCACUUACCCCCCAUUUAAGCUUGGUAUGUCUCAAAGUCCCCCCCUAACCCAACACAUGAAAGUCCUUCUUCAAGCAAUGCCUAUACAAAAAAAAUAUAGAUAAUUUCACUCAUCUCUAUAGGUGAAAGGGUAUUUAGCAUUUCUUAUGAUGUCAGUGAAAGUGUACAUUACAUUAGUGGGUUAGUCUUUGCUACUUUUUACAGAGAAAUUAAUUGUUAUGUGUGUAUUGUACUCUGGAUUUGACCUUCUGAUUGCAGGAGACUCAAUAGUUCUAGCAUCAAGCUAACUUCUGGGUUUUCUUUUAAAAAAAACAGAUGUUACAUGUUACAUCAUUCAAAGCAGGAUACCAAUUUCUGGUUGGCAUCCAGUGGCAGAACUGGCCUUAGUUGAGAACAGCUAGCUUUGUUUGCCAGAGCUUAGGUGGCCAUUUCCACCAAUCUGCAGUAAUGUGUAAACCAAGGAUCCUAAAAAGAAAUAAGCCUGCAAAAUAAACAAGACUAUAAAGAGUGAACUACACUGUGGGCUAGGGUGAUCAGAUGAGAGGAAGAAAAUAUCGGGACAUGUGGAGGGGGGUCCCCGGUGGAGCAAAAAAAAAAAA